AUGGAAAUGCUGGAGAAUGUGUGGGCAAGCUUCAUCAAUGGAGGAACGAAACAAUCUGGAGACUACGAAUCGCAGUUCUCCUCUACCGCCGCAGAUGAAAACAUGGUAAACAGAGGACCAACAAUGGGAAACAAUAACAAUGGGCUGGAAAGGCUGCCGAGCUUGGGGAGAUGGAUAUCAAUGGGGGAAGAGGCCUGGGACGAAAUCCUUCGAACCCAAUUCCUCAUUCCUCCAUCCGAAAAUACCCAAUUGCCCUCUUCGAGCAACAUUACCUCUGGAACCUUCGACGAUCACCAAGCCGGCAAAUCGACUAAAACGACGUCGUGCAGGCGUUACAGGGGAGUGAGGAGGCGGCCAUGGGGGAAGUACGCGGCGGAGAUAAGGGACUCGACGGCGGAGAACGGCGGCGCUAGGGUAUGGCUGGGAACGUUCGAGACGGCGGAGGAAGCGGCUCGGGCUUACGACAGGGCGGCUCUGAGGAUCAGGGGAGCCAAGGCGCGUCUUAAUUUCCCCGGAAAAGAGGUUUCUUUAGGUGAUUGCUGCCGGACGAACGGUAGUGAUUCUGAAGGGGGAGAUUUGCGGCGGCGGCGGGGGAGGAAGAGGGUUGCGAGGGAAUGGGAAUCGACGGGGAUCGGGCCGCCUGCGCUGAAGAGAGUGGCUAACGAGGUGGAAGGGGAGUUUGGGGAUGGCGAUGGCGGGUUUGAGAUUGAAGGUCUUGAGGAGCUGAUUGGGAGUGAUUUCUUGGAUAAUUUGUUGGCUUCUUUGUCGGAAUCCAAUUGA
This is a messenger RNA of Linum tenue, 780 nucleotides long. Lineage: Eukaryota; Viridiplantae; Streptophyta; Magnoliopsida; Malpighiales; Linaceae. The record is from the annotation of a GenBank genome assembly.